Labrus mixtus (cuckoo wrasse) is the source of this 1941-nucleotide messenger RNA. RefSeq names its product abhydrolase domain containing 14A (gene abhd14a). Bases 399 to 1196 code for a protein of 265 amino acids. The transcript has 5 exons. NCBI's taxonomy places the organism in Eukaryota, Metazoa, Chordata, Actinopteri, Labriformes, Labridae. Gene Ontology annotation, cellular component: cytoplasm. The record is from RefSeq and is a predicted model, not a curated record.
CCGACCGAAACAAAAGCUGUAGACAGCUAUUUACAGUCCUGGAGACAGCUGCAGAAAUUAUUAUGUGUAGGAAACGAGUCGUAAAUGUCCCAUAACUUUUUAUCGGCUUUCUUCUCCGAGCGUUUACAUGCAGUUUAAUUUAUAAAUGAACCAAAGGACGAUGAAAAUAUAUAGACCGUUUCAUGUCUGUGAAAAAUGUGCAGCUUAGCGAGCGCACAAUUUGUGUUAAAUAGAAAGCUAGCUACCAGCAACGACUACGAGAAGCCAUUCAGCAAUAUUUCUCAUCACUAGCCGCCAAACAUGAAGGAGACAUGACGAUGAAGCAGAGAGCGUCGUCCUUCUGUCUGUGAAGGUGUCAAACAUUAGUCUCAUCUGUGUUGGUCUUUAAUCAAGAAGAAAUGAAUUUCUUGCGUAAUCGUCUGGUUGUUCUGGGCCUGGUGCUGUUGGCCACAUUACUUCUGUACCUGCUGCUACCGUCCAUCCGCCAGGGCAGCAUGGAGCCGUCUCUUGAGGCUCAAGGAAUGGGACUGAUGUCCACUUCGCCUCCACCAAUUCCAACCAUCAACGUGUCUAUCCGCACAGGACAGCUUCCAGGGGACCCUCCACUGUUUUUCAGAGAAGCUUUACCUGUUGAUGGAGCUGGACGACAGAUAUUGCCAAGGCUUCAAGUGGUCCUUCUUCAUGGCCAGGCCUUCACAUCCAAAACCUGGGAAGAACUUGGCACAAUGGCCCUUCUGGCGACUCAUGGAUAUCAAGCCUUAGCAAUGGACCUGCCAGGGUAUGGAAAAUCGCCGGACUCAGAGGCUUUGAAGACAGAACAGAAUCGUGUGGACCUCAUUUCAAGGUUCAUGGAGUCCUUGGGCGUCAGGGCAGCUGUGCUUUUGAGCCCCUCCAUGAGUGGACACUACUCCAUUCCCUUCCUCAUAAAAAACAACGCUCAGCUACAUGGCUUCGUUCCCAUAGCGCCAGUUGGUACCCGAAGUUACACUCCACAACAGUACCAAAGUAUUCCGACCCCCACCCUGAUUGUUUAUGGAGCCCUGGACACAAAUCUGGGUGCACAGUCCCACAAGAACCUCAUACAACUUCCUCAUCACUUUGUGCUGAGGUUAGAAGGAGCCCGCCACGCCUGCUACAUGGACAAACCCAGAGAAUUUCACCAAGGAUUGAUCGACUUCCUCAGCACACUGAAGUGAGGUGUAAAGCUGAGGAUAAUAAAGAGGCAGAAAGAUGGAAACAAAAUAAAGAAGAGGAAAAGGUGGAUUAACACGAGUACUAAGUGUUGAUCUGUCUACAGUACGAAGUAGUCAUAUUAUCACCUGAAAAAAAGGAUGUGGUCAUUCGAGCAGGGUUUAACACAUGAAAAUGACAUGUCAAAUCUUGUCCUGACAGUUAACACUGAAUUAUUUCAGAUGUUUUUAUUAUUUAAGUUUUUUCUUUGAGUUUCCCAUUCACCCAAAAAUGUGAGACUAGUUCAUCUCAGCUCAUUUUAAAAAUAGACUUGUACAGUAUAGUGGGGAGUUUUGUUUAAUGUGUUUCAUGUCUGUCUCUGCAUGUAAAAACAUGGAAUGUGUUUGUUUCACUGUUACUAUUUUUUAGGUGACAUUUAGGUCACUGUAAAUAUGCAAAUGUAGCAGGUGUCUGUGUUUGAAUAGCUUCUGUUUGCUUCCCUUUGACAAACACAUUUUUACAAGAUCUAUUAAACAUUCUAGCGUCCAACAAAAAGUAAUGCUUCGUUUGAAAAGAGCAAACAUAACUGGAAGGAAAAAAAAAAAAAGAAAAUAGAACAAAUAAAUUGAUUUUAAAACAAACAAACAUGUAUGUAUAUAAUGGAGAUGAAGUUAUAUGUAAUAUAUAUUUGCAGUAAGUUUGGACAAUCAUGUGAAGAACAAACUUAAAAUAAGAAAUAUGCAUAGCUUAAAAUAAAAACAGAUUGUUUAA